GGGCAGGCCGCGGGACAGCCGCAGGUGGGGCCAGAAGCGGUGGCCGGACCAGAGCAGCCCCGCAGCCCCGCGCGGGAGCCACGAUGCCCCGUGGGGACUCGGAACAGGUGCGCUACUGCGCGCGCUUCUCCUACCUUUGGCUCAAGUUCUCUCUCAUCGUCUAUUCCACCGUGUUCUGGUUAAUUGGGGGCCUGGUCCUGUCAGUGGGGAUCUAUGCAGAGGUUGAGCGGCAGAAAUACAAAACCCUGGAAAGCGCCUUCCUGGCCCCUGCCAUCAUCCUCAUCCUCCUGGGUGUAGUCAUGUUCAUUGUGUCCUUCAUCGGGGUGCUGGCUUCCCUCCGGGACAACCUGUGCCUUCUCCAGUCGUUCAUGUAUAUCCUGGGGAUCUGCCUCAUAAUGGAGCUUAUUGGUGGCAUAGUGGCUUUAAUCUUCCGGAACCAGACCAUUGACUUUCUGAAUGACAACAUCCGGAGAGGAAUUGAGAACUACUACGAUGACCUGGACUUCAAGAACAUCAUGGACUUUGUCCAGAAGAAGUUCAAGUGCUGUGGUGGGGAAGACUACAGAGACUGGAGCAAAAAUCAGUACCACGACUGCCACGCCCCCGGACCCCUGGCCUGUGGCGUGCCCUACACCUGCUGCAUCAAGAACACGACAGAUGUCGUCAACACCAUGUGCGGCUACAAAACGAUCGACAAGGAGCGCCUGAGUGCACGGAAUGUCAUUCAUGUGCGGGGCUGCACCAACGCCGUGUUGAUAUGGUUCAUGGACAACUACACUAUUAUGGCAGGUCUCUUACUGGGCAUCCUGCUUCCUCAGUUCUUUGGUGUGUUGCUGACACUACUGUACAUCACCCGAGUGGAAGACAUUAUCUUGGAGCACUCUGUCACGGAUGGAUUGCUGGGACCUGGUGCCAAGUCCAGCGAGGACACAGCGAGCACUGGGUGCUGUCUGUGUUAUCCCAAUUAGGACCUGGUCUGGCACAGCAGCCUCAGCAGGACUCUGCCGCACAGCACCUCCCGGUCUACACAAGCCAGACAGGACCAGCUCCAGCUCCUCUGCCCGCUCGUGGCACUGACCAAAGCCCAGGGUGUAUGUGCCUGUGUACAGUGUCCAGUGGCCGCUCCUCCCAGGGGAAGGUUGAGCCCUGGGAAAUCCCAGGGAACAGGGAUGGCCCAGCUGUGGUUCUGGGCCCCAGAGAAGGAAGCUCAGGGCUUAGUAUGGGCUCAGUUUACUUCUCGAAGUGCCUUGGCCAGUGGUCAUCAUGCCCCUUCAAGAGCAGUUUGCAGUGAAUUUUGAGGAGAGAAGAGAAUGUGUUUGUUCCAUGGGGCAGGAAGUGCUGGGUUCAGCCCUGGUAACACUGCUCCAGAUGUGUGCUUGGGCCAUGUCUCCAAUUUCCAGGUGCCUUGAGCCCUCAGGAAGGCUCCUGCAUUGCCCACCCAUUUUCUACGUGGUUUUUAUAACAUACAUGUUUUAUACACAAUUAACAAGAGGUUCUGGCUACUCAAACUAGCCACCAGCACUAUCCCCUCCCCCAUCCACUCAUCCUUCCCAGUCAAUUCAUUAAUCAAACAAUAAAGAUGUGAUUUUUUUUGG
Molecule: messenger RNA, 1595 nt
Organism: Phodopus roborovskii (desert hamster)
Lineage: Eukaryota; Metazoa; Chordata; Mammalia; Rodentia; Cricetidae
Gene: Tspan15
Product: tetraspanin 15
Exons: 8
Coding region: 84-968 (294 amino acids)
Cellular component (GO): membrane
Source: RefSeq, a predicted model, not a curated record